Messenger RNA from Drosophila rhopaloa, 2832 nucleotides. RefSeq names its product testis-specific zinc finger protein topi. The record is from RefSeq and is a predicted model, not a curated record. Gene Ontology annotation, cellular component: nucleus. The coding region runs from base 380 to 2794 and encodes 804 amino acids. The transcript is spliced from 4 exons. NCBI's taxonomy places the organism in Eukaryota, Metazoa, Arthropoda, Insecta, Diptera, Drosophilidae.
GCAGACAUCUGAUUUCAAAGUGGCAUACUCCUUAUAUUAACUUAAUUGGCAGCGCUUCCGAUAAGAAUAUAAUAGGCAAGUUUAGGAACUCUAUAGAGUUGUUCUUUGUCAUAGAGAUUACUGUCAAACUAGCCAACUUACUUUCGAGCCGGAGAAAGCCAAUCUCAUUUCCCUACUUGUCAGCAGCCGAAACGUUUCGUGAAAAUUUCAUUACAAAUUUUUCUUGCGCUAGGAAAAGUUAAAUCAAUUGAUCUAUUUCGCAUUGGCAAACUGCGCAUGUGCAACCUGAACAAAUAUUUUAGGAUCCCUUUCGAAAGCUCAAACAAGUGGUGAAGCUGAAAUUUCUCCCAAAUUUUUGCACUUUGAGCAACUAUUAGCCAUGAAGGUCAAAGUGUCGGGUGAAUAUACGCUGGCUGAGAUCGAGGUGGAUGUGGACACGCAGUUGACUCCCGAAGACCUGCAACCCGGAGCCACCGUGCUGGCAUCGAACGAGGGUGAGGGCGACUUGGAGCAGAUUGUCAGCCACGAGGAGCUGUCCAGAUUCUUUUCCGUUGCGCCCUCGCCAGCCAUCCAAAUGCCCACGGAUGUGGUGGUGGAGCGCACACUGGCGGAUCCGGCUCUCAAGCAGAUCCUGCUUGAGGCUGAUGGCAAGAAGGGCUUCGAUCCGCAGGCGGAGCAAUUGAAGAUUCGCGACUUUUUGGCCGGAGUCACCAGCAGCAAGAUGACCACCGAGCAGUCGGUGUUUCAUGGAUCGCGUUCCAACUUAUCUGGGACCACUGGCUGUCGCGUGAAGUGUCCCCAAUGUCUGGUUCAAUACGAUACUACCGCCUUCCAGAGCCAUUCCUGCGAAUUUGAUGUCGAACGGAAACCCGUCGAAGUGGUAGUUUCUCAGCAGGAGAAGACCUUGCCUGAGCCGACUCCAUGUCCUCCUCCUCCUCCUCCGCCCAGCAAACCGAUCAGCGAGCGAGUUAUCUUAGAGAAUCAGGUGCGCCUGCGUCGCUACAUGAAGGAUGAGAUGAAGUACGACUUGACCACUGGCAUCGAUAGCUCGCGGAACCGAAAGUCGGUCAAGGGACCCAACGAGUGUACCAUGUGCGACCGCAAGUUUGUGCAUGCUUCCGGAUUGGUGCGCCACAUGGAGAAGCACGCCCUGGAUCUGAUCCCUUCGCAGAGCAGCUUGCAACAGCAUACAGUUCCGGCUGCCGGCCUGCAUGUCGUGGAAAAGUGCAACGCCUGCGGCCGCAUCUUCUAUGAUCCGCUAGUUGCCUUGGAGCACGGCCUCAUUCACUUUCCGGAGCAGCCACGUGUGUGUAAUUCACCAGAGACCCGAUCCUUCCAGGCCAAACCGGAUAUCAAGGAACUCCUGCUAAAUGACGAGAUGUGGCUGGGAGGACAAGCGACAGCCACAGCAACGCAGCAAAAGGCCAACCGACUGGAGAAGGAACUGUUCACCAGUCUGAUACUGGGCAGCGUUUUGCAGUGCGAGUUCUGCGAUUAUAUCUUCGCCGACAUCGCGGAACUGCUCGUCCAUUCGGCCUCCCAUGUGGCUGAGCGUCGCUUCGAGUGCACCGCCUGCGACAUCCAGAUGAACACGGCCAAGGAGGCCAGCAUCCACUUCCAGACGGACUGCAUCUUCAUGCGGGAGUCGAACUGGUCGCUUAAUGUCACGCUGAGCCGCCACUUUGUGUGCAACGUGUGCGAGUUGAAGUUCGCAAACACUGACCUGCUGCAGGAGCAUCGAUACACCUCCUACCACUACUUUCCGCGUCUCAGCGAGAAUGGUAAGAAGUUGCUGUUGCCCUGUGAGUUCUGUGAGGUCAACUUUGAGUUCGCCAACGAGAUUCUGGCGCACAAUGAGGAGAAGCACCUGAACAAGAAGAAACGCGAGAAGGAAACCCGCAACACGGGCACUAAUCGACUACGCCAGUACCUGUGCGACAUCUGCGGCAAGUCCUACACCCAGUCCAGCCAUCUGUGGCAGCACCUGCGCUUCCACCAGGGUGUCAAGCCCUUCGUCUGCCAGGAGGAGAAUUGCGACCGGAAGUUCACCAUCCGCCCGGAUCUGAAUGAUCACAUCCGCAAGUGCCAUACGGGCGAACGACCUUAUCUCUGUUUGGUGUGCGGCAAGCGCUUCCUGACUGGAUCCGUCUUCUACCAGCACCGACUCAUCCACCGAGGCGAGCGGCGCUAUGAAUGCGAGGAGUGCGGCAAGCGGUUCUACCGGGCGGAUGCCCUCAAGAACCACCAGCGCAUCCACACCGGCGAGAAACCGUACAGUUGCCUCUUCUGCACCAAGACCUUCCGGCAGCGCGGCGACAGGGACAAGCACAUCCGAGCACGACACGCCCACCUGGACGCCAACUCGCGGCUGAUGAUGCAGAUGCAGAAGUUCCAGCUGGAGUCGGCUGCAGCAGCCGCUCUCAAGGCCAAGCAUCACCCGGACCAGAAGGGGACUGGUGGCGGUGUCAGUCUUUCGGAGGAGGCCCCGGAAUCGAGAUUGGGAGAGGCUGGCGACCCGUCGAUGCAGUAUUCCGCGAUGCCAGAGCAGCAGGAGGAAAUGGUGUGUGUGCCAAUGAACGACGUGGACAACAGUUUCCUAAUGUCGCAGUAUGAGGCGGGUGGCUCUGAGCAACAGAUAAUCGUCUUCGAGGAGCCAGCCCAGCCGGAUAUGGAUGUGAUGAGCAUUUUCGAGCCGCAGCAGGGUCAACAGCCAAUGCAGGGUGGUGAAAAUGCCAGGGUGGUUGUUGUCAAGAACAACCCGACCCAGCCACUAUUUGCGGAUACUUAUAUGUAAGAGUCCGGUUUAAAUUUAAAUAAAGCGCCAAAGGAGUA